This is a messenger RNA of Helicoverpa zea (corn earworm), 399 nucleotides long. RefSeq lists its product as uncharacterized. NCBI's taxonomy places the organism in Eukaryota, Metazoa, Arthropoda, Insecta, Lepidoptera, Noctuidae. The transcript has 2 exons. The record is from RefSeq and is a predicted model, not a curated record. Bases 9 to 314 code for a protein of 101 amino acids.
UUCCACACAUGAUCAUCUCCACUUCGGAGAUACUACAAGCUUUGACGAAUUUUUGCGGCCCACCGAUAAUUAUGGAUGCUAUCAGUCACGAAAUAGAUCGAAUCAAGGCGAUACUCACAAACCAGAUCCUUAAAACCUCAGACGAGUGUCUCCGGUUCGAGCUGCAGACGGCGCUGCAGUACGUGCGCCUGCGUCCGUUCCGAUACACGCUCUGCCGCGCGGUGCCGCUCGACAUCAACCUGCUGUUCACCACUGUUAGUAUCUGUAUCACAUACACCAUUGUAUUGUUGCAACUCAUACAUUUCUCUACGUAAUUUUUUGAUUAAUACAAUGAGUCCAAGCUUGAUAAUAAUUAUUGUUUUUGUGUUUCUUCUUAAUAAAUGAAUGGCAAAAACUUUA